Messenger RNA from Nicrophorus vespilloides, 6689 nucleotides. RefSeq names its product E3 ubiquitin-protein ligase highwire-like. Bases 21 to 6656 code for a protein of 2211 amino acids. Gene Ontology annotation, cellular component: nucleus. The record is from RefSeq and is a predicted model, not a curated record. The transcript has 19 exons. Lineage: Eukaryota; Metazoa; Arthropoda; Insecta; Coleoptera; Silphidae.
UUAUUGUGUUAUUUUGCAAAAUGCUGCCGGAGCCGAAGGAUUUCGAGAAAUACUUCCAUGAAUUGUACAGACAAUUCCCAGAGACCCAACAGAGCAGAAAGAGGCAGGAAUGGAAGAAGAUCAAGAAAAAGGUCAAGCACAGUAACAAGCUGAAAAGCAAAUUGGAAAUGAUGAAUGAGACAGACUUUCUGAAUCCCCCUGAGAUGGAGCUCCCAGGGAAUGCAUCUGCUUUUGCCAUGUUUGCCUCAAUCCGACUGGCUGUAUUGGAUAGAUGGAUGAGGCAGGCUAAUCAAGAGUAUCUGCAGAGCAGCUGCAGUGCUCCAUUGGCUGAGCAGAGUGAAAUCGAGAGUGACACUGAGGAUAAUACACAGAGCAGCACUUACGUCCCCAUGAAGGUUUCAAAAAUAGUUGGUCUAGGCUUAAGGUCUGUGUUUGAGUUGAUCAAGGAGAGUCGCAACAGUCACCCAAAGUUAUGCAGCAAAGCACUUUUGGCUCUAUUGGAUGUAUUGCAAGGACAGGCGCCAGAGGGUUUAAAGAGUGAACCUCCAGAUGUUAUUGAUCCAUUGUUUGAUUUGCUAUUGGAUUUAGCAACUUUACAUGGACCUGAAAGCACCUAUCCCAACGACGGGAGCCACUUAACGGCGAUAGCCUGUGCUUGUUUGCUAUCGCUGGUUGUAGUGCGCGGCGACACAGGAAAAUUUCUAGCUGCAACCGCUGCAUUACUUAUGUGUCCAAGAGCUUUGGCCAUGCAGAAUAUACAAAUGCCGGUGGUAUUAACGUCAUUACAACGGAGUAUUCAUGGAGUUCUCUUGGGGAAAAUAGUUAGGCCUGAUUGGAUUUCUCAUGGAGUUCCUGAUUCAUCACACAUAGAGACAUUUCCAAUUCGUAUGCCCUCCGAAAUCCAGAACACUGUUUUGGUGUUGAAAUCGCUCGCAUGCGAUGGACAAUACUUGUAUUUAUUUACAUCCAAAGGUUUAUUCAAAAUUGGUUCUGGAUACGGGGGUACUUUGAAGGGGCACGUAUACGUUUGGAAACCCGACUUUUAUCCCAGUGAUAAAGGAUUCUUAUUGUUCUGCUCCGGUAAUUUAUAUCUUAAAUUGUCCGGAAGAAGAGGAAUAGAAUUCCUUAUAGUCGAAAAACAGAAUUUACUGAUUUGCGGAUCUAUAGCUCUCCACAGUCGAGAUGCUAUGGCUUCAGUGGUUUUCUCUGAUGGUGAACAUUUAGGAACCAUUUCACCUGCUAAAGAUGACGGUUUUGUGGUGCGAAUGUUAAAUCAUACUACGGUGCCAGCAUCUCUGGCAUUAGAACUUCCUCUUAAAUUGGCGAGGAAAUGUAUCGAUGUACUGGGCACUGCACCAUUUGAAGAAGAACCCCAGUUCCACACCGUCAACUCUUGUAACGAUGAAGAAAUUGCAACGAUUUGCGCCGGAAAGGAGUUCGGAUUAAUUAAAACUGUCAAUGGGAAAGUCAUGUAUUGUGGAAAAGCCUCAAGUCUAGGAAUAAAACAGGCUGGUGUCAGAACCAGCAAAUGGUCCGAGUUGGCCUUAAGCAAAUCCCCAAAAGUAACACAUAUCGCCGUUGGACACGAUGGAUUGCAUGCCAUUUUAAUUAUUGAAGAUGGCUCUGUAUUCUUUGCUGGUACCGCUAGGAGAGGUGAAGAUGGAGAUCAGAGUAAAGUUCGUAGACAACCGAAGCCGGUGAAGCCAAAGAAAAUGAUCAAAGUUGAUGGACAGAGCAUCACAUGUGCCGCCUGUAAUAAUGGAACGACGGCUUUGAUAAACCGCGAAGGAGAACUUUUGAUGUUUGGAAAAGAUACUACGCAUGCUGAUAGUAGUACUGGAAUAGUGAAUAAUUUGAAAGGCGAAUUUAUAGUGCAAGUGGCUCUUGGUAAGGCGCACGCAGUUGCAUUGAACAGCAAGGGACAAGUCUUCUCUUUCGGAAUCAACAACAAGUAUCAAUGCGGAAGGGAUUUUAUAGCAAUCAAAGAAGAUCAAACGCCCACAAUAGUGGCCAUGGAUACUUGUAUAAGCCACGAAGAUCAGGAUAUCUAUGAAGAGGUGGAAGAAGUCAAUCGACCUGCCGAAGAAUUGGAAAACCAACCAGGGAGUUCGGAUGCUAAUAACGAGGCCGAACCAAACAAUCACCACGUUUGUCCAGCUGGAAUGCACACCUGGAACCAUGAAAUGUGUAUGAUAUGCACGGUGUGUCGAGAAUGCACUGGAUAUUCGAUUAGCUGUUUAAGUUCCAUGAGACCGGAUCGUAAUCCUGGACAUGAGUGUGGAUGUGGAGAAGGUGACAGCGGAUGUUCAGUGUGCGGCUGUUGCAGGAUUUGCGCUCAAGAAAAUGUGGAUAAUUCUGAGCUCACGAUAUUUGAACCUAGCGGUGCUGUUAAUCUGGCCGGUAUGAUGAGGUUGGAUUUGAUUUUGCGUGAUAAGGUAAAGGAAUUGGUUCAACCUAAACAAAGGGUAAAAGUACCGGAACAGCCUCGUGUCGAUGAAAAGAAAGUCAGAGGAAGAAAACCAGUGGCAGGACCCAGUAAGCAAGCUCUAAAAAUGAAAACUUACAAUAUAUUGGCCACACCGACUCAUCGCAUAAACAAUGCCAUUCGGCAAUCUAGUCAUUUAGCGAAAAGUCAGCAAACUGGAUCUGAUGUAGAAAGAGAUACAACGAGGAUUGCUUGUUUACCGCCAGGUAAAAUACAAGUUCCUUCAGAGAGUCCUGUAGUUCAAAUAGCAUGUGGCCUACACCAUAGCAUUCUGCUUUUGCAAAAUGGACAGGUUUACAGUUUUGGCUCAAACCAGUAUGGACAACUGGGAUGUGGAGAUAUCUUGGCGAAGGCGAGUAUGCAAUUGGUGAAGUUACCAUGCAGCGCUACGCACAUUGCAGCUGGAAGCAACCACUCGGCGAUAUUAACAUCCAAAGGCGAAAUCUUCACUUUUGGAAAUUAUCAGAAAGGACAAUUGGGACGGUCGCCUCCUCCAAAUUCACCUACGGAUACUUCAAAGCCGGGUCAAAGCUCAUCUAUAAAAUAUCCAAACCCCAGAAGUCCUUGGUAUUCUACCCCUGGUUCUAUACCGAACGUAGGUCCGAAGCACGGAAGAAGAGCCACAUGGGUCGGAGCAUCUGGUGAUCAAACCUACUUAAAGAUCGACGAGAGUUUAAUCAACUCGGUGAGCUUGUCCAAGUCUACAGUUACGGCAAACAAUAACUCAAUUGUGCUGAUUCCUAAUCAAAUGGAAAGUGCGGCCAGUUUCAAGUGUCUGGUUAUUAAUAAACGUGACGGCAAUUGCAAUUCAUUCAAGUGUAAGGAUCAAGUCGAUUUCUACAAUAAGAUAGUGUGCUUAGAUCCAAUACACAACGUACUGUGGUCAUAUAAUCCAGUCAAUCAUGAGAUGUCUUAUUUCAAUAUAAUUUCAUCCGAUUUGCGAACAAAUAAUGAAGAGAAUAAGAGAAAUGCUUCUGAGGAAGUGGAUAAUUUCCAAAUGUCGUCAAUUUUAACACCAGAAUUAGCUUUGCCAUUUGUUUCGAGCUGUCAUAUUACUAGGCUUCAAGCUGCUAUACAUCUGCUGUGCUGCUUAGACACUUUAACGGUGGCGCAUGAUUUGCAAUUGUGUACAAUUAAAGAAGAGAUCGAGGAAAGGCAAUUGGUAUCUGGAAAGCAGUACAGCAGAGAAGAUUUCCAAAUGGUCAAUAGGUUUGAAAGUCACGGUGGCGGUUGGGGUUACUCCGCGCAUAGUAUCGAGGCAAUUAGAUUCAUGGCUGAUACAGAUAUUUUGUUAGGAGGGUUUGGUUUGUUUGGUGGUCGGGGGGAGUAUACUGGGAAAUUAAAGCUUCUGGACAUUGGGCCAGAUGGGGGUGAACAGGAAGGUGAUGGAGAUUUGUUAGCGGAAACUGAAGAAGUACCUUACGAAUGCGGACCCAGGCAAAAAUUCCCUAUGCUUUUUGAGGAACCAGUCCAAUUGCAGGCACAUAGAUGGUAUGUCGCUUGGUGCAGAAUCAGCGGUCCAAGCAGUGAUUGCGGAUCUUCAGGUCAAACUAUGGUCACUACAGAAGAUCAAGUUUUAUUUUAUUUUAAAUCUUCGAAGAAAUCAAAUAAUGGGACAGACGUGAACGCAGGUCAGCUUCCACAAUUACUUUACAAAGUUAUUACUCCGGAAAACCAAAGCCCUCCAAGACCUCUAGACCUAGGGGAACCAAUACACAUUUUAACAAAAGAAUUCUCAAGAUGCGUAACUAAGGAAUGUUUCCAGAGCUUGCUAUCGCUACUGCAGUGGUCCUGGAAUACCUUCAAGAUAGGUAUAGCGGAUGGUCAGUCUCUUCAACACAUGUACACUGCCUUAGAACUGGAGCGAUUGGUUUACAUCUCUCGCGCUAGUUUAAGAUUGAUCAGAACGUACACUAACGAGAUUUAUCCGAAUCAAAUUAACAAGAAAAAUCCUCUGGAGAAUGUUCACUUGGCAGAAAGCAUCGGUGACGUUCGAUCACUACUUAAGCAAAUACUAUCUGACAGUUUGCCAAUGCUCGGAAAUAAAAAGUCUAGUAAAUGCAAAGCUAAAACGAGCAGUAUAUACAUGAAAAUGAUUAACGGGAUCCUGGAUGAAUGCCAUAAAACUUUUGUGUCCUGCUUCCAUGCCUUCUAUCCAACUGCUUUCUUGAAGUGGACCUGCUUAUGUGAUCUACUGGCUGAUAUAGAGAACGAGAGCAAAUCUUUUUCCAGCGUCAAUAGUCAGCGACUUCUGAGCGCCGUCCUUUGUGCUCUUUGUGGUCCUACCGUCCGUUUGCGUUCUACGUUUCCUCUUCUUGGUGGCAACAUUUCCAAUGACAGCUCUUUGCACAAAGGUUUGAGCCCUUCCGAUAACACUGGUUUACCAAUGAUGAGUGGGUCAGAUUCUCACCAUUAUCCAAUAUUGGUAGAGCAAAUGAGUUACAGAAGCCAGAUGGAAUCGCUAUCAACGGGAUUCAGUUGGUCUUGGCGUGAAGUUCUCGAUUGUUUGCUGAACCUUGUUUCAGAGCCAGUUUAUAAAGUGCUGCAAGGUAAUAAAAUAGCACCUUUGGCGGGGUUGACUAAAAAUUGUUGCCAUUUGCUGGGAAGAGUAAUUGCAGAAUUGGUACAUCAAUGCAGCGCUAAUGAGGAUGACAUGCAGAGUGGAUGCGGUAGGAUUUUACACAUGACGCCUUCUCGGUUUACAAGAACCAAUCAAUCGAGAACUUGGAAUACUGGGAACGGUUCUCCGGAUGCUAUUAGUUUUCAAGUUGACAGGCCAGGUAUUUCCAUUGCAGGAGUUAGUGUAUACGGGGGAAUUGGACAUUACGAUUAUGAGUUGGAGAUUUUGGAGGAUCAAAGCACUGUUGGAAGUGAAAGCCACACUCAUACUCAGCGCUGGAACAGCAUGGAAAUUACUAGAGGAUCUUUUGGUCCUGAGGAUUUCGCUCCCGAUAUGACCGAGAUAAAGUUUGACAAACCCAUACAGAUUAAAGAAAAUAUUAAAUACGCGAUAAGAUUGAGAAAUCACGGCGGAAGAACUAAUAAUGGAGAUGGUGGAUUGACUUCCAUUAAGGGAUCAGAUAAUACCACAUUCUGUUUCUCGACAUGUUCUUUAAGCUUUAAUGGAACUACAAUAAUGCGCGGACAAAUCCCUAUUAUAUUGUACUACAGCAAUCCCGUUGAGAGCGGUCGUGUUACUAGUGGAAAACUCGAGCAGCAGGCUAGGAAAGGGGCUUUAGCGAUGACAACUUCCAUCAUACAAAGCUCAUGUAAACUGUUAACAUUAGCGCGGGAAAGAGCGGACGAGGUGGCUUCUUCGGAAAUUUUAGGAUCGGCUGAUAUAAUUAGGAUCUUAUUACCACUGGUUAUGGCUCAUAUAAGCCCAUUAGUAACGGCGGAUCCAAGGAGUGCCGUACAAAUAUUGAACUUGAUCCAAGAAAUGUUGCCGCACGUCGCUGCGCUUAAUUUACUAUCUUCCGGAGGUGACGAUUUAACUACGACUACCAGUCACCAUUACACAUGGGUUCAAAGCGAUCAUCCUUACAAGCCAGCAACCGUAUCUAAUUAUAGAGUUAAGUUUCCAGAAAGCGUGAAGUGGAUGUCAAUUGAAUUCGAUCCAAUAUGCUCGACUGCACAACCAGAGGACUCGCUCCAGCUGUACGUUCCCAGCCUUGGAGGAGAUCAUGCGAAAAAAAAUGAAAACGAAAACGAGGAGACUGUCUCUUUACCAUAUUGGCCUGUGGUUCACAAAUUCACGAGCUGCAUGCAGUGGCCGCAAAAUUCCCUAAUUUUGCCGGGCCAUGAGGUCUUGUUCUCUUUAGAAACAGCAUCGGAUUAUUUGAAGGACGAAAAGUCCAGUUCUUAUGGUUUCAAAUGUCUGGUCGUUGGAUAUGAAUCGCCACCGGUGGGUGGUGCUACCUCUUUGGCAGGUCUGAAACAGCUCGAAGCUGAACUGUCCUUUUUAGGUGGAAUGUGCGCUGCUAGUCUCAUCAAAAAAGAUCUUAUACUACCAGUGGGAGGAGUAGAUGAUGUUGAGGUGGAUAUAGAUAUGGCAGAAAUGGUAGCGGCGCAGACUUUGGCAUCGCACAGUUCGCUACUUUCUAAGGGGUUGGCUCUAAAUUGUCCUCCGACCGUAAUUCAAGCUUUGGAUGGUUUACUUCCCUAUGGGUGAGUACUCGUUCUUUACAUUUUUUAGAAGAUGCAU